AUUAUGUGCUACGCCUACAUUUUCUUCCGGUGAUGUAGGGAAAAGAGCAGAGAUAAUUGAACAGCAUGUAGCUAUUUUAUUUUUUAUUCACUCAUAUCGGAUUAGAAUCUGGGGUUACCUAAUCUCUGUUAAUCUGAACUAAAUCUAUCUAAUUGUGGUAGAAAACUACACUCCCGCUGUUCUGGUGCACCACCAGAGACGCUUUGCGCAUCAGUGGGUAUUUUGUGACACCGUGCCGCCAAAAGGAGAUUAUCAACUGAUUCUCCAAGACUGAUCAUAAGGACAUUAAGAGAGUAUAUCUGCACCAAAUUCUCUUAAGAGUGACAAGUUAGGCUAAUUGGAAUCUGGAGACCAAAUAUCGCAUUAAAACGCGCAGCAGCCACUUUUCCAGAGAUUAAGAACAUUAUGCAUAUUUUUCAUGUUGCAACAACAUACCGCUUUAUGAUGGGGUUGAUAUGAUAUGUGAGAGAGUUCUGGCCGGGGUGUUCUAAACAUGUUCUGGGAGUAAUGUGCGCGCCAUCCAAUGGCAGCAUCUAUUCCACACCACAGCGUCAGCGCGUCAUCAGUUCACAUUUACGAAACGAGUUUUAUUAAAUGAGGACAUGUGAGGGGAUCUGAGAGUAAGAAAAGGAGAUUGGAGAUAGACUGACUACAUGUUAGAAAUACUAGAGGCGAGCAAUACGUGUGUUACAAUUAUUUAUCAAAUGGACAACAACAGACUGAUGCUGGACUGUGCAAUGUCUGGAAGUGUGUCGCUUUUUUAAAAGACACAUGCGACCCGAUUUUUUAAAAAAAAAGUAUCAUUGCAGUUGAAUUCGGAAUCGUUUGUGUGUGACUGUGAAUGGAUUUGCAUUUGCCAGCCUAUUCCGUGAAGACUGGAAUAUUUAAUAAUUUGCGAUAAUCACACAUCAUCGCUUGUCUGUGCUGUCUGCACAAUCCUGUUGAUUUAAAAUUAUCAUUGUCUAAUGUUUUUUCGGAUCCUUUCGACGCCUCCUGCAUCUCUAUUCUCGUUAUAUGAGGUAUCAUCUGUUGCUGCAGCCGGAUGAACUGACACUGUCAUGCAUUUGGAUUGACUCUAGCUGCUGGAGAUGUAGGCAAUUCACAAUUCCCCAAAUUGAACAUGUUUUAUUUCAGGUAAAAUGGGAGAACGAUUAUUGUUACUAUUAUUGCUACUCUUAUCGUUACAUUCGGGUCGGUGAUAGCCCACUGCAGACGAGCUAUUCAACAUUAUCAAUCUCCACAGCAGCCGGCUUCUCUUGAGAUUUGAUCGUUACUUUAUUGAAUCAGACUGUAAUAUCCUCGUCACGAGACGGAUUUCGGUUUGAAGUAGGCCUAGUAUUGGAGACAAUACGGGAAUAGUGGAGGUAUUGUAUUUCUUUCUAACCCGGUUAUUCCUUCACAACUGAGGAUAAAUGUUGAUGAUGGAGGACGACGAAUUGGCUCAUCAGGUUGAUAUCGAUUCGGAUUUCGAGCCGCAAAGCCGGCCUCGCUCGUGCACUUGGCCACUGCCUUGUCCGGAGGAUUUCCCCGAAGUGCAGGAGGUCAAUGGGGGUCUUCAACUGACGACCAUCAAGGUGGAACCAGAUGACAAUCUAGCCGUUUCAGCGUGCAGAGCGGGGAGAAUGGGUGGCACGCCGACCGAGCUGAAGCAUCCAGCAGUCGCCCCGGCUCCCAUCCGGGCGACGCACCCAUGCUUGGCCAGCGCGGCACUUGAUGUGACUGGACAAUUGCGCAAAGCCAAAUCCUCGCGGCGGAACGCAUGGGGUAACCAGUCGUACGCGGACCUUAUCACACGAGCCAUUGAAAGCACCCCUGAAAAAAGACUCACGCUUUCACAGGUCUAUGAUUGGAUGGUCCGCUAUGUUCCCUAUUUCAAGGAUAAGGGCGACAGUAAUAGUUCAGCUGGAUGGAAGAACUCCAUUCGACACAACCUGUCCCUCCACACGCGCUUCAUCCGGGUGCAGAACGAAGGCACGGGCAAGUCCUCCUGGUGGAUGCUCAACCCUGAGGGGGGCAAGAUGGGAAAGGCCCCUCGUCGGCGAACCGUCUCCAUGGACAACAGCACCAAGUACCUGAAGAGCAAGGGCCGGGUCAGCCGCAAGAGGGUGGGCAGGCCAGGGAUUGGUUCUGGAGCUCAAGUGGGGCUCCAGGCUUCCCCUGAGCAGGGUAGCCCACCGGGGAAGGUUCUCCCAGGCAACAUAGGGGGAGCUGGGGGUGUGGAAGGAGAGUUUGACGCCUGGACGGAGCUCCACUCCCGGGCUAGUUCGUCUACGUCGACCCUGAGCGGGCGUGUGUCGCCUAUCCUGGCCGAGGGCGAGCUGGAGGAGUCAGAGGAAAGCGGGCUGUCCUGCUCGGCCUCGCCACACCUCUACCCCUCCCCCUCCUCCAGUGCCCGCUCCCCUGCCAUGGGGGCCGUGGGAGGCCACUGUCCACCCGUGGAGCAGCUUCCCCAGCUGGCUAAUCUCACCGGGGCGAUCAGCCUGGAGGAGAGGCUCUUGGAGGAAGGCUACCACCAUCAUCAUCCUCACCUGGCAGCGGGCCACAAACUCUCCCCGGUCUAUCAUUACAACCCUGGGGUUAAAGGUCAGGGGUCAUACUGUGGCGCGGUCUACAGCCAGGCUGGGAUGGGCAUGCUGCGCCACCACUCGCCCAUGCAGACCAUCCAGGAGAAUAAGCCGGCUAGCUUCUGCGGAACCUUGCCGGCCUACUCAGGGACCAACGCCCUGCAGAGCCUGCUGACAGGGGGCCCUGGAGGGCCACAGCAGUACUGUGCCAAGGACAUAAUACUGGGCCAGGAGAGAGAUGCCCAACCAAUGAUGGGGCCCUCCACGAACGGAGUGAGCUCCACCCGUCACAGCCACCACCCCGGACACAACGGACAUGCAGUUCACAGCCACAACGGAACUCAGAGUCAUAACCUCAACCCUGUGACCAACCACAAUAACCACAACCACAGCUCUCCUCAUCUUGGCCACAACCUCAGUCAGAACCACAGCAACCACACAACGCACACACCGACUCGAGCCCCAGCCCUGGCCCCACGCAUCAGCAGUGGCCACCUCCAGCCCUACAGCCACAAAGCCCCCUAUCUUUACAGCCCCCCAUCCCACGCCCACCUCCCCGCUUCCACCACCCUGCCACCCAACCCGGCCGGCAUGCUGGGGAUGCCCCAGGACUCCUGCCACCUGGCCACCGCCCCCCACCCCUCGCACCCUUGCCACAACACUUACCCCAGCCCCCAACACCAGGGAAUGGGCAGUGGACUGUACCACCACCAACUGGGCAUGGUGGGAGGCUGCACAGGAGGCAGCUACCAUGGUAGCUCGUACCACCAGCCUCACCCCCACGAGAGACUACCAGCCGAUCUGGACCUGGAUAUCUUCCACGGGAGCUUGGACUGUGACGUGGAGUCCAUCCUCCUCCACGAUAUCAUGGACUCCGGAGAAGAAAUGGACUUUAACUUUGACAGCUCCCUGGCGCAGGGGUUGGGCAUCGGGAUGGGCAUGGGGGUGGGCCUUGGGAUGGGCAUGAGUGGACUGGCAGGCCCUCAGCAAGCCCACAACAACCAGAGCUGGGUGCCCGGCUGAGACAUUUCCCAGAGUGCUUCAGGGCAGGCCUCAGAAAAGACUCCACUACAGAGAGUGCUGCAGGCCAGCCCUCACUGCCCCUCAGAUAGACAGACUCCACCCCUCCUCACUAACAUGUUGGGGAGCACUGUGCAUAACUGUGUCAUUCCUGGACUGAAAACAGAGGAGAUGGGACAAACACUCAGUCGCUCACUCCCCCAUACCUUUCUGUGUUGUGCUAUAAAAUGCCCCGGUCCUAUCUCUCCCUACCCGGACUCUCUCUGGAGACUGUAGCUCAUGUCACAUUGGUUUUUCUCACAUCAGCUGUAUACUGUGAUGACAAUCUCAACUGUGUUGUUGCCCAACCUUGUCCCUUUCUCAUCUACUAUCAUGAGACCUGAACUCACCAAGCACUUUAAAAGAAGUGGGUCAGACUCCACAGCUCACUCACAUACAGACCUGGGUUCAAAUACUAUUCAAAAUCCUUUCAGACACUUUAUCUGGGCUUGAUUGAGUUUGCCUGGCGCAAUGGAGCCAAUAGAAUUGUCGCAAACGUGCAAACCCCGCCUAUCUUGCACUCCAUGGCAGACUGCAGCAAACGCUAAACGUAUUUGAAAUAUCUCAAAUGGUAUUUGGACCCAGGUCUUGUCAUGUACUGUAGCAGACAAACUCAUGCAGAGUUUGGCUGUUUGCGAUGUGGGUACGGUAUUUGACAUAUAAUUUUGCUGAACAAACCAAGAAAGCGCAAGAAUCCGGAUCUAUAGAUACAUUUGUGGAAUAGAUUUAUAAUGGGGGUUGCUGUGCUGCAAUGUUUAUAAUGGGGGUUGCUAUGCUGAUAUGUUUACUGCCAGUGGGAAGUAGGGAAAAUGUCAUCAAAAAUGUCUGAUUGAUUGGCUAUUUGGGCUCUUUGUUGUUGGCUCGUAUUCGGUCAAAUCAAAUGAUACAUUUUGGGACAGACUUACAAUGAUCUGUGCCUCUUCACUGACCUAAUUGAAAACUAUAAUCUGGUGCUUUACUUUACUGUGCAAGUGAAAGUGUAUGUUAUAUUAGUUGGUCGCAUUAUGUUCAUUGAAUUCAUCUUUGGAAUAUUCAGAAGACAAAAUGGAAAAUGGCGUAUCACCUUGCCUCAACCAGGGUUUAUUUUGUCCUUUGUGGCGCCAGCUUUUCUCUUUAACUUUGCUUUCUCUGUCUCUGCCCCCCCCCCCCCCCCCCCCAACAGAGACAAAGUGAUCAUCCCUCAGACCGACCCAUUAAACUGUGCUUGAUUGAAAUUCAGCGCCUUGCUUUUAAUCUCCAAAGUGAUGCUGCAGCCAUGCAUCACUAUCGGGGAUCUAAACGCAACAGCCUCCCCUCCCAUCCCUCCCUCUUUCUCUCUCUCUCUCUCACCCCUGCAGUUGUCGCUAACGUAAAUGUGCUGUUCUGAUCGCCGUGAUUAACACCUAGUCAUCCUGGCCCGGGAGGGAGACAACACUGUCCGCGUUUGUCUGUUCGGAAAGGACACCGAUGGGGGGGAGGGGGUAGGGGGGAGGGACAUAAAACCCACAAAAAAUAAGUAAACGCAGGUUGAUAGUAGGUCGACAGCAAUAUAAUCACAUGAUCAUGUCCCUUUCCCCGUCCCUUCUGGGCGCGUGUGUCUUAAACGGGUAGUGUGUUUGUGUUGUAAGUCAUCAGCAUCGUUGUCAUCAUCUGUAUCUUGUGUUCCCUAUCACAUGUUAUGAGGUCGUCUUGGCUGUGUUUUGGGCCUUUGGGAGUUUGAGUUGAGACUGGUUCUCUGAUAUAAGGUACUGUACAUAUAGGCGGAGAGGGGUAGAAAAGACAGAUGGAAACAAUCAGCCAAUCAGAUUGGCAUUAAUCUCUGUCAAACAGGGUUGUUGUUCCUUCUUUACCUUCCUUCCACACAUGUCCACGUUCAGCGCGUUUCCUUUGUUCGUCGUUCUCUCUUGUUGUCGUUGUAAUGUUGACGCUCUGAAGGGACAUUCAGGGACAGGGUGUAUAUGGCAUGGUGAUUUGUGAAGGCGGACAUCCGGAUCCACGCCCUAUACGCUAGGCUACACCAGCCCCCAUGAAUUGGACCACGGUCUCUUUACUGUAGCUCUAGCCACCAUACAAAGCCUCGGGACAGGAGAUAGCCAUGGGUCAUGUUCAUUAGGCCACACGCCGCACGCCAUUGCGAACCGCCUUAAAGCGCUUUGCAACGGAAACCAAAAAUGUGUGUUUCUUAUUGGACAAAGUCCAGGUUGUCCCACUCUGAUUCAGUUAGUUUUUGUUCGUUUGAUGCCUAAAGAACAUGAACCAGCUCUCCUGUCUCCCUCAGUAGACACACUCUGCUGUGGACUGUACUGAAUACUUCUAACAGGAAUGUCCUAAAAUGUACACCGUUCCGGGGAUUUCCUAACAUGGACACCGUACAAGGGGCAUAUCAUUACAGCCAAAGGUCAAGUAUGGCACAGACUAGCAGGCCCUAUCCUUCGAGAUCAACAUCCUUAUUCUAGGAUGUCGACUCUUGUUCAAUCUCAGUCUGUGAAGUAUGUGUGGAAGGUCUUGGCGAAAGGACCCCUUGGUAGGGCUAUGUUUUAGCCUGCGCUAAAAAGGUUUAGUGAUGCCCCGAUAUUGGAAAAUAGAGUUAUAUAUAAUGUCAAACGUUAUCAUACACAUUUAUUUAUGAAAGAGGUGGGUCUUUGUCACCCCUGAGUGUGGUAGUUUGUGAGCCAACUCCAAUUUCCUUUGCAUUUUUUUUUGGUCUUUGUUUUUCCGCGUCACACUUCCUUUACAGUCGUAAGGAUUUUAUUUUGUACAAAAAUCUAUAUAUUGAGGAUAUUGUAUAAUAGUUUUUAAACUCAAAAAGAAAAUAUGAAUUUUGUCGUCUAUUUCUUUUUUUUAAAGCGAAUGUAUCUUAUCUGGUGACUGUUAAAUAAAUGAAAUGAAAAGAAA
Molecule: messenger RNA, 6497 nt
Organism: Oncorhynchus mykiss (rainbow trout)
Lineage: Eukaryota; Metazoa; Chordata; Actinopteri; Salmoniformes; Salmonidae
Product: forkhead box protein O6-like
Biological process (GO): regulation of transcription by RNA polymerase II
Cellular component (GO): nucleus
Molecular function (GO): DNA-binding transcription factor activity, RNA polymerase II-specific; RNA polymerase II cis-regulatory region sequence-specific DNA binding
Source: RefSeq, a predicted model, not a curated record